AUGAGGCCGGCGCCAUGCGCCGUGCAUUUCCAAGCUCCCGGCGGCCACGUGCAGGUUAGGCCAAUGCUGCCUCUCCAAGGCUACACCGUGGCACACGCAGGCGGUCCAGUGGUCGCGCACACUCCGCCCGGCUUCUCCCCUGGUGUGCACCACUCGCCUGUUUCUCAUCAGUCGGACCGGCACGUCACCUUCCACCAAGCCAUGCCUGCCACGUUUCACCCGCCCGGAGUAGUGCACCACAUGCCGCCAACAAUGCCUGCUGUGGCAAUGCCAGGUCAGCCCGUGGCGAUGUUGCCGGGCCAAGUGAUGCAGCCGAAGGCCGUCCAGCGGGUCGCCAGUGGACCGGUGCCAAUGCAUUCGAUCAGCCUCAUGAAGGCUGCUACGCAUGCGGCAAUGGUCAGCCCAAGGCUGAUGCACUUGAAGAAGUCCAAGGAGGAGGAUGAAAGUCCCAUGAUGAGAAAAGCGAAGAGCGAGCAGGCUCCGCAGAUCACCGGCAUCAUCAAGAAGUUUGAGCAGGCGAUGAGUCAGCAGUCCGAGUCCACUCGAUCCAGUUCCCUGAUGGAGCUGGAGGGGUCCGGGCAUCUCGGGGACUUGAGUCAUUUGCAAAGAGGCCGAAGUUCACCGGUUGUAAGGCAAUCCUCCAGCGUCAGCAGCCUUCGCUUCGGCGGCAUACUGAGCCGAGCGAGCACUGUCAACUCUAUGCCUCUCACCGUGAGGAGCCCCAAGUCUUUCAAGGAGGUCGUGAGGCAGACGUCGCAGCCAAGCUUGAAGGCGCAGGCCUUGGCGAGCACCGGAGGUUCUCCGAGAUCGCCAAGAUCCCCGUCGCCGAGGUCGAGAGCGAAGCAAGGUGUGACGCGCAGUGCGAGUGCCAACAUUGGGCUGCUCGAGGGCCGUUUCGGUCGCAGCGGCGUGUUGUCUCCGCGCUUGUCGCCACAGGGCUCUGAGAACCUGGAGGAUACCAUCCAGUCAAUGCGAUCCCUCGGGGAGUCGACUGCAGAAUUAGCAAACUCCUUGGAAGAGUACAAAAAUGCAUCACAACGGGUGCGGACGCUUCAAAAUCAGAUGGUGCGUGUUGCAACGGACUCGCCACAAGUUCAAUCGGUACCCGAAGACGAUGCGCUUGAGGACGACGAGGACUUUGAAGCCUCCGAAGUAGAGGUUGUGAAAGUGCGAUCUCUGAGAGAAUCCACAAGGCUCGCAAGCAAGCGCAUUCUACCUCUCGGUGGCAUCGGAGUGGACAGUGAUGGCGAGGAUUCGCCGAUGGCAGAUGGCGGCUUGAAGGUGGUGGAGACCGGCGUCAUAACCAAUGAAGGCCGACCAACAUCGCCCCAUGCCACGCAGUUCAGCUAG
Molecule: messenger RNA, 1350 nt
Organism: Symbiodinium sp. CCMP2456
Lineage: Eukaryota; Dinophyceae; Suessiales; Symbiodiniaceae
Source: the annotation of a GenBank genome assembly